Messenger RNA from Caenorhabditis elegans, 1068 nucleotides. Its product is annotated as RING-type domain-containing protein. The record is from RefSeq and is marked reviewed. Lineage: Eukaryota; Metazoa; Nematoda; Chromadorea; Rhabditida; Rhabditidae. Gene Ontology annotation, molecular function: zinc ion binding.
UGCUGAUUGCUUACCAUUUUUGCUUUUUUCAAACUAAAAUGCCACUGCCAAAAUGCGAAAUCUGCGAUGAUGACUUCUCGAGUGAGGAUGGAGAUCAUAGUCCUAGGAAUUUGAAAUGUUGUCAUACACUAUGUGAAGGAUGCAUCAAAAAGUUGCUGAAUUAUAGCAGAAUUGUAUGCCCAUUUUGCCGUGAACCAACUGAGGUACCUGGAAAUAACAUUAAAAGUUUACAUAAAAACUUUUCAUUAAUUCAAGUCAUUAAAACUACAUUAGUUGAAGAAGCUGAAGCUAGAAUUAUUCCAAAAUGCAAGGCUCACCCGUAUAAUCUGGCUGAAUUUUUCUGUGUGAACCCCGACUGUUCCUCUAACGACAAGUUGAUGUGCCGCACCUGUGAAGACUUUGGUGUUCAUAAAGGACAUGCAAAAUAUCUAUUGAUAACGAGAAUAGAAAACUCAGGGAAUUCGCUUCAGAAAGCAAUAAGCGAUUUGCAAAAAAAACUCCGCGACAUUGACCAAAACGUGGAAGAAUUAAAAAAGGCACAAACAUUAUUCAAUGAAAAUGGAGAACUCUUUCAAAAAAAGAAAAACCAGAUAACCAAUUUUUAUUCCAAAUUGCGAGAGAAAGUCAAUGAACGAGAAAAAGAAGCGCUGUCCGAAUUGAAGGAUGUAGCACGGACCGCCAGGGUAAAUAAUACAAAGUCUCUACUGACUUUGAUGCAAGUUCGCAGUAUAUACGAUGAACUCAUCAGUGAAGCGAAAGAACUUUUGAAAAAGACUAGCGCAACUUCAUUUCGUGAAGUUGAAGCCAUUCUGAAUAGAUCGAAUGCUCACAUAAUGUCACAAGAAAAAAUUUUUGAGCCAAAUCCAUUCGAGAAUAUCAAAGUGAACAUCAGACCAAUUGAAAUUCCGAUGGCUAGCAUUGAAUACUGUGCCAAACCCAGUAAUUCAGUCCCCAGGAGUAGUGGGGAGUCAGACCCAUAUGCAGCUAUGAAACAACUGGAUGUUAAAUUGUUGCGAAUAAUUCAUUGAAAUUACAGUUUAUUUGAUGAGAAUAAACGACUCGGACAAU